Molecule: messenger RNA, 3186 nt
Organism: Spirodela intermedia
Lineage: Eukaryota; Viridiplantae; Streptophyta; Magnoliopsida; Alismatales; Araceae
Source: the annotation of a GenBank genome assembly
AUGAAGAAUGUGAGUGAAAUAGAUAGGAACACUCUAGCUGCUUCAUUAGAUGGAAUCCAAAGUGGAGUAGGAGUAUACACUCUAGCUGAUUUAAGCCUCUUGACUGUCAUGAUUAUGCAUACAUUUCAUUAUUCUUCUCAUGACAAAGAGACCCUUCUAUGCCUUAUCUUGGGCAUGGAUCUAUCUUGAGCAGAUUUAUUAUUAUUAUUAUUAGUAUUCUCUUUUUUUCUGAACUAUAUGUCUCGUUCAGCACCACAUAAGCCCCUAAAAAAAAAAAGGAAAAAAAAAAAGAGAGCAUGAGGGGAUGGUUAGUUUUUUGUUCUUCAUCUUCUAAUCUCUUCUCUUUCUUUUGAUAAGAUGCUCCAUCAAGCUUAUUUGGUCUCUAUUUUUCUUCUCCUUUUGAGAAUAUUGUUGAGCAUUCCCUUACGUUUGCCAUUUUUCUAUCUUCCCCCUUUCACUCUAAAUCUUGGGAAUAUUCCAUUUGAAGAAAUAAUAUCCUUACAUAUCUUUCCUUAUAUCCACCCUCAAAUAGUCUUUUGAGCCAUCCAUCCAUUCUUUUCUUCUUACCUCUAGAGAUAGGAGCCAUCCCAUUAUGUUUUAUUGAUACAUUUCUUGAUAUUCUAUGCUAAUACAAGAGGAGAAAUGUGUUUACUUCUGCUUUCACCUAGGAGGAUAGAUAAUGGAGUUGUCUAGUGUUAAGCAACGAUCUUGAGAGAGAGUGUCCUUGUCUACGAGAUAUGGGAGGCCCAGCUUUUCAUCGAGUGAAGUGAGUUUACAUCCAUUCAUAGUAUCAUACCUAUAGAGAAGUAGAUUUCCCUUUCUCAUAUUUAUUAGCUCUUUCAAAGCUAGGAGGGGAAUCAACUGACAUGUCAUUUUACAGGCUAGUGUCUAAAUUGUCAUGGAAGGUAUUCCUCUUUGAGAUGUGAUUGAUAUUAUUAACACUUCAUUCUUAUGUUUCUUUGAUGUCAAAAAUAAAAUAAAAUAAAAUAAAAUCACUAAAAAAAUUCUCUAAUUAAUUACUAGUUCUCUGUGGUUCGACCCUUACUCAAUUAUACUUUGUGAGGUUAAAUAUUAUAAUUUUUUCUUGCUAAGUCUAAAAUUUACAAUGAUUAUUACCACAUUUUCUAGAAUUUACAAUGAUCCCGUCGAUCACUAUUUCCUCAACCAGAUUGGCGUCAAAACCUGCCAACAAACUCUAAGACUACGGUAGAAUUUUUUGUACAAAUACGUUACUCAUGGUUUGUAAAUAAACCAUAAGGGCAUCUCACAUAGAAGAUCCUAUCUUUCACAAAAUAAUAACAACGUUUAAACAAAAACUCGAUCUGCUUCAUCUUCUUCCCCAUAUUUUAAUUGUGAAAUUAGAUCAUUUCGUUUAAGCUUGAAACUCCAUGAUAGUCUUGGAACAUGAGUCUCUCUUGCUGUGAGAUCUUAGUGAUAAGUCUUUAUUAUCAUGAGUUAAUAAUUAGUAAAUAAUAUAGUUUUAGCCUUAACUCAUAAUAAAUAGACUUAUCUUUAUGUUAAAUUAUAAAAAGUAGUUUUUAAUUAAUUAAUGUGAAUUUUUAGUUAAUUAUAUAAUUUUCUACAAAUUUAUAUGAUUUUUAUAGUCUUAUUUAUUUAUACUAAUCAUGUAGUGUUAAAAUAUUUGUUAAAGAAAAAAGAUACAAAGCCACGUUUAUUAAUAUAAAUUUUAUUGUUGUAGAAAUUUGACUUAGAAAUAAAAGUAAAAAAGGUUUCAAGAAUGUUGAUGCUAGUCAUAUUUAUAGAUUGAGUGGUACACGAAUAAAUGCAACACCUUACAAGAUGUAAAUCUAGAUAAACAACUGAUGGUAGCUCAACGUCAACCAUCACCAUGGUAUGUAUAUAUCGUUAAUUUUCUGAUUUCUAAAAAACUUCUAGAACAAUGGGAUAAUAAUAAAAAAUAUUAUUUCUUUUAUAAGAUUAGAAAUUAUUUUUGGCAUAAUCUUGAUUUAUAUUACUUGGGCAAUGAUCAAAUUUUAAAGAGAUGUGUUCUUAGAGAAGAAUAUCAUAGCAUUCUUAACAUGUGCCAUUCAUCUAAUUGUGGAGGAUAUUUUUUUGGACAAAAACAACUACAAAUUUUUUCAGUGUGAUUUUUAUUGGCCUAAAAUCAUUAGAAAUUUUAUGGAAUUUAGUAGAACAUGUAUUUUAUGUCAAUCUAUAAGUAACAUAAGUAAAAAAGAUGAAAUGCCCAUGAGUAACAUGUUAGUAGUCAAAAUUUUUAAUAUAUAAGGAAUACAUUUCAUGAGUCCUGACGUGACUCAGUCGUUGUAUAUUAAAUCACGUAAAUUAAAAAUUUAUAAAACUAGAAAAAUAUAUUUUUUUCAGAUAUUUAGAAGUAUUUCUGAACAAAUAUAUCAAUUAUAAUUUAAUAAAACUUUUAAAAAAUAGUAGUAAUUUUCCAAGUUGAUCAUAGGGAUGUAAUAUAAUAUUUGGUAAUUAUUCAUAAUUGUUCUCAAUGAAUACGAUUUUCUAUGAAUUUUAUAUUAAGAAAUGAAAAAAAAAUAUAUUUCACAAAAAAGGGAAAUAGGGGUGUGGAUGUUGAGAUGACAUUUGUGCUUGGCAAACGUGAAUCGGGCAGAAACAGAGUUUUGCCCGGUGAUUCUUACAUAAGCGAUUACAAACAAUUUAAUCGAUCAAAUUAAGAUUUGUAAAAGCCAAAAAAAUUGUAAUUGAAUAAAGUAUAUUUUAGUAAAUUAAAAUCACAAAAAUUAUCACUAAAUGAAGCGUAAAGUAAGUUGAAAGCAAGAAAACAGAGUUCCGACGUCACGACAGCAAUGCGUCGGCGAUGCAGCGGAAUCUUGAGCGUUCAAGAGGAUCAUCGUGUAGUGUCCACAGUCUCAAAGGCUCUCCUUGGACAAAGAUGACGUGGGCAGUCUCUAAAUCUCCUUGCAAAGUCUAGAGAUCAAUGAAGUAGGUUGUCAAAUCGUCUCUGGUGGCUGUCAUCCGGUGGAGCGGAAAAAUGACGACUUUGCAGCUCUCCGACGGCUGUCGCCCGACAGAGAGGAGCUGGAUGGAGGUGGGGCACCUGUCAGGAGCUUCAUCCUCUGGUCCACGCAGCAAGAGGAGGCUCUCCAUUGCAUCUGGUAUGCUCUCAGGAGGUGGCGACUCAUCUCCCAGCGGAUCGUCCACUUUCUGACAACGGCUUGUUCGUCGAUCAAUUGGAGAUGA